Molecule: messenger RNA, 1418 nt
Organism: Amphiprion ocellaris (clown anemonefish)
Lineage: Eukaryota; Metazoa; Chordata; Actinopteri; Pomacentridae
Gene: egln3
Product: egl-9 family hypoxia-inducible factor 3
Exons: 5
Coding region: 177-887 (236 amino acids)
Biological process (GO): cellular response to hypoxia; peptidyl-proline hydroxylation to 4-hydroxy-L-proline
Cellular component (GO): nucleus; cytoplasm
Molecular function (GO): ferrous iron binding; peptidyl-proline 4-dioxygenase activity; L-ascorbic acid binding
Source: RefSeq, a predicted model, not a curated record
GUCCAGUUGUGCAGCAGAAGAAUCUUAUGCCUUUAUUGUGAAGGGACUAACCGGAAGCAGCGUGUGAGCAGGACCUGCAGCUUUUUAAAACUCAGAUCAGCUGACUGAGGUUCAGUUUGGACCUGGAUCUCACCUGUUCAGGAGUCACCAAUCAGCUGAUCGAUACACUGAUCAUCAUGCCUUUCAUCGAGCACGUGGUGGACCAGGACCUGGAGCGCCUGGCUCUGGACCGGGUCGUCCCGGCGCUGCUGGACCAGGGCUUCUACCACCUGGACGGGCUGCUGGGGGAGCUGGCGGGCGGCGCGGUGCGGGACCAGGUGGCGGAGCUGCACCGAGCCGGGGCGCUGCAGGACGGCCGCCUGGCGAGCUCCGCGCCCGGCAUCCACCGCAGCAGCAUCCGCGGGGACAAGAUCGCCUGGGUGAGCGGCUCGGAGCGGGGAUGCGACGCCGUCAGCUUCCUGCUCGGCAUCCUGGACAGACUCAUCUCCGUGUGCGCCGGCAGGCUGGCGGGCAAGAUCCGGGAGAGGUCCAAGGCCAUGGUGGCAUGUUACCCUGGAAACGGCGCCGGCUACGUCAAACAUGUGGACAACCCCAACAGAGACGGACGCUGCAUCACCUGCAUCUACUACCUGAACAAGAACUGGAACCACACGUACGGCGGCGUCCUCAGGAUCUUUCCUGAAGGGAAAUCUUACGUCAUCGACAUCCAGCCACUGUUCGACCGACUGCUGCUGUUCUGGUCCGACCGCAGGAACCCUCACGAGGUGCAGCCAUCCUACAGCACCAGGUACGCCAUCACGGUUUGGUAUUUCAACUCUGAGGAACGAGCCGAAGCCAAGAGACGCUUCAGGAAGCAGACGGCUUCCAGCAGCUCCAGCUCAUCCUAGUUGGAUUAUGUUCCGCUGAUCCUGUUCAAAUGGCGCCUCCUGCUGUUUGAUUCUCGACAUUACAGCCAAUUCCUUCUGGAGAAGCUGAAAGAAAAGCUGAAAAAAAAGAAGUUGGAUUGAGAGCUGAGUUGAGCUGAAGACUGAAGGCUUCCAGUUGCCUGAAACUCUGGACUAUCCUGCUUUUGACGACGUUCCUGUGAUGUUCUGGUUCCUGCUGCAGUGACGGAAUGUUUCUGAAGCUCCAGUGAGAGCCAGCAGAAAGACUCCAAGGUUUACAGAGAAACAUGAAGCUUCACGUCUGGUUUUCUACUUUCAUACGUUCCGGACAAGCCUUAAAUACAAGAAGAGGAGCAGAAAUAUUUACUGGUCGAUGGAAAAUCGGAGGAUUAUUUGGAAGAAACAAACACAAGACUUCAAGAAAAACUGAGAUUUUGAGCCGUGAAAAGACUCAGAGGAAGAUGUUCUUCCACAUCUGCAUUAAAUCAGUUGGUUUUACUUUAAAACACAUUCAUUAAAUCACAAAUAGCUUCA